Molecule: messenger RNA, 1545 nt
Organism: Hipposideros armiger (great roundleaf bat)
Lineage: Eukaryota; Metazoa; Chordata; Mammalia; Chiroptera; Hipposideridae
Gene: SLC25A35
Product: solute carrier family 25 member 35
Exons: 4
Coding region: 503-1252 (249 amino acids)
Source: RefSeq, a predicted model, not a curated record
UUCAUCCCUGGCCAGAUUCCCGACUUACUUCCCCGAUCCAGAUCUCGUUGCUGUCCAGAGAACGCCACCGGAUCUUCUCCCGGAUCCUUUCCCUCCGUAACCUGCUGGUUUUCCUUUUCCUUGUUCCUAGCUCCAAUCUCCCAGUUUCGCAUCUCCCUCCCCUACUUCGGGCCCCCAGUAGCCGGCUAUUCUCAGCAUUACACCUGCUGUCCUCCUGGCUUCUGCCUCUCCUUGACCUCAGCUCCUUUCAUCAAUAGGGCCCUGUCAUAACUUUCUCAUCAGACUCUCCUAGCCUCUCUUCUCUUUGCCAGUUCCUGACUCCUACUAAAUUCCUUUGACCUUCUGACAUUUGACCCUGACACUGUUGACUCCCGAACUUAAAUUCCUACCUCCUGCAGCUUGGACUGCUGAAACUGAGGUCUAUCUUGGUUUCUGACCCCGUUUCUGUAGUUCAUUUUGAUUUUCUUACUCCUGGGCCAGUUCUUGCUCCCGCUACCCCACCAUGGACUUCUUGAUGAGCGGCGUGGCAGCCUGCGGAGCCUGUUUGUUCACCAACCCCCUGGAGGUGGUGAAGACCAGGAUGCAGUUGCAGGGAGAACUGCAGUCCCCUGGCACCUACCAGCGGCACUACCGAAACGUCUUCCAUGCCUUCAUCACCAUCGGCAAGGUAGACGGUUUGGCUGCCUUGCAGAAGGGCCUGGCCCCUGCCCUCCUAUACCAGUUCCUGAUGAAUGGCAUCCGGCUAGGCACCUACGGGCUGGCUGAGGCUGGAGGCUACCUGCACACAGCUGAAGGCACCCUCAGCCCUUCCCGCAGCGCAGCAGCUGGGGGCCUCGCUGGAGUCAUGGGAGCCUACUUGGGCAGCCCUAUCUACAUGGUGAAGACACACCUACAGGCACAAGCAGCCUCAGAAAUUGCCGUAGGAUACCAGUAUAAGCAUCGGAUAUUUCCUCCCCAGAGCUGGAAGGUGGCUCUGGUAGCUGCCAUGGUGAGUGGCAUUGCGGUGGUCCUGGCCAUGACACCCUUUGAUGUGGUUAGCACAAGACUCUACAACCAGCCCACAGAUGUUCAGGGCAAGGGUCUCAUGUACCGGGGGAUACUGGACGCUCUGCUACAGACUGCUCGGACAGAGGGCAUUUUUGGCAUGUACAAGGGUAUAGGAGCCUCCUACUUCCGCCUUGGCCCCCACACCAUCCUCUCCCUCUUCUUCUGGGACCAGCUGCGCAACCUCUACUACACAUACUCCAAAUAACAAUAUCCACUCUUCCACAAUCCACCAAGUCAGCACUCCUUGGACAAUCCUGCCUCCAUUACUAUGUCCUGGUGACUUCUGACCAGGUGACCUUUCAUCUGGGGACAGCCAAUCCCACUCCACAUCUGUUUUCUCAGGGUUGAAUCACUACAAGGGAUAGUUUCCCUCCCUUCCUUGGGUAUCGCUUUGAACUUUCUCUACCUGUCCCCCUGUACAUUUCACACUCCUCCCUCAGGGCUGAGCCAGUCACUCCAAAGUAGUAUAUUUUCUCCCUUUCUCCACUGCCAGCCUUG